AAGAACUGUGCAGAGAGAGAGAAAGAGAAAGAACUGUGCAGAGAGAGAGAAAGAGAGAGAAAGAACUGUGCAGAGAGAGAAAGGAAGACAAAAACCGGAGAGACAAAAUCAGGUGACAGAGCGCGAGACAAGGCUUUUUUUAAACAGAGCUCCAGCCGCGAGCCUCCUCCUACCCCUGCGAUAAAAAUGAGCUCGGACUCGAGCAGAGCCUCGUCGCCCGACAUGGACGCAGCGUACGCGCGCGCCCGCGACUCCCGACCUCCGGUCUCCUCCACGCAGGGCGCGUGCACGACAACGGCCGAUCAUCACCAGCAGCACACGCACCAUCACCAUCAGCACCAGGCGCGCGCGCCCUUGACUCCGGGCUCGGCCGCGAGUGCGGCCAAGUACCGGCUGAAGAAGCAGGCGAGCGAGGAGGAGAUCCAGCAGCUGCGCCUGAAGAUCAACGGGCGCGAGCGCAAGCGCAUGCACGACCUGAACCUGGCCAUGGACGGCCUGCGCGAGGUCAUGCCGUACGCGCACGGGCCCUCCGUGCGCAAGCUCUCCAAGAUCGCCACGCUGUUGCUCGCGCGCAACUACAUCCUCAUGCUGAGCAGCUCGCUCGACGAGAUGAAGCGCCUCGUGGCCGAGCUCUACGGCGGCGGAGGCGGCGGCGGGGGCGCGCACGGGCCCUUCCACUGCGCCGGCGCGCACCCGCUGCUGGCCGCCGCCAGCGCGCUUGCGCCCCCUCCGCCCGCCUCGGCCGCCACUGCGCUCGGGCUGUCGUCCAUCCGCGCGGCACACUCGCUGAUGAAGAGCGCGCCUCCUCCCCCUCCUCCUCCGCCACCGCCUCCUCCUCACCACCACCAUCACCCGUCCGCUCCUGCGGCUCCCACCGCGCUCCACGGCGCCUUCCAGCACUGGGCGGGCCUGCCGUGCCCGUGCACCAUCUGCCAGACACCGCCUCCUCAUAGCGCGCCUCCUCCUGCUCCUCCUCACCUCGCCAUCACCUCCACCGGACUGUCCCGGCUGGCCGCCGAGAGCAAAGAGGCCCUCAAGUGACCUGCAGGACAAGGAAAGAAGUGAACACGUGCAUGAUGUGUCGACUUGUUUACUUUGUUGUUUGUUUGUUUGUUCUUUCGUUCGUUCGUUUGUUUUUUUUUCUCCUCCUCUCGCCGAGCUCCCUUGUAAACGAGGAUUGCGUCACAGUCGCCGCGAGGUAAAACUGCUUUAUGCUUAUUUGCUGUAAAUAGAGUCCACUGUAAAUAAUCUGCGGGGCAUCGCGAGACGCCGUGUACAUAACUAUAAAAGGAUGGCUCGCGCACAGCAAAAUAGUGCUGGAUUAACUCUUAUGGAGGGUCCCCAGAGCCGGAUUAAGGCUAGAAAUUGGAUUUCCAAUGUUGGCAUUGCAGUUUAGUCCAGAUUUAAUCCAUAAAUAAGGGAUUAUGUCCAAGUGAGAAAUGGGAUUAAAGUUAAUUGGGUACAGCUCACUGUAAAAAAGAUACAAUGUUUUAAUAAAGUUAAAUAAUAAAGUUACAGAAACCACAGAUUAUUAUUAUCUCCUUUUUAAAAUUAAAACACUGGAUCGUUUUUACAGCGUUGGAUCCAAACGCAACUGCUGGCUAUAAUCCAUGAAUGUUAGUGUUAAUCUAUAGACACUAUAGAUGUCUAAUCUGACACUGUUUGUGUUUAUUAAACACUGUGGGUGUUUAUAUGGCACCGUAGGUGUUAAUCUGACACUGUAAAUGUUAAUAUAACACAAUUUGAGUUAAUAUGUGACACUGUUGGUGUGCAUCUAAAGCUCCAGCGGUUAAUACAACACUCCAUUUGUUAAUCCAACAAGUAGGUGUUAAUCUGACACUGUGAGUUUAAAUAUAACACUGGAGCUGUAAACACUGUGAGUAAGUGUUAUUCUAUCACUGUAGGUGUUAAUCGGACAAUGUGAGUAUUAAUAUAACACUGUGUUAAUCUGACACUGCAGGUGUUAAAAUAACACUGUGUUAAUCUGACACUGCAGGUGUUAAAAUAACACUGCAGGUCCUAAUAUAACACAGCAGUUGUUAACAUUGUAUGUGUUUAUCUCACAGUGUAGGUGUUAAUCUGACACUGCAGGUCUUAAUAUAACACUUCAGAUGUUAACACUGUAUGUGUUUAUGUAGGUGUAAGUGUUAAUCUGACACUAUAGGUGUUAAUCUGACACUAUAGGUGGUAAUCUGACACUGUAGGUGUUAAUCCAGCACUGUGCAUUUUGCCGUGUGUUGUGUGUUUGGAGUGUGUACAGCAGGCUGGACGCGCUGAGGGUGAAACUGAGAGUUUUGUUGCUGUUGUUAUUGCUGUUAUUGUGGUUGUUGCACCUACAUCCUUCCCAAAGGGAGUCAGAUGGAGAAAAGCUGUGCGUUCCUUGUAACAAGGAUUGUUGAGUCUCAUGAAAUGACAGAGUAAAGAUGGGGACCAUGUACUUAGUUUGAAAGACAGUGCUAUAUAAAAGACGAUCUCAUUGAAUGGAUUUCAGUCCAAAUGUGGAAGCAGUGGAGCUCCAUGUGGCGGUGGUGAUCAGUGUUGAGCAUGAUGUCUGGGGGGAAAACAGAGAUUUCUACCCAAGCAUGAUUGUUUUAUGAAAAAAAAGAAAACACCAACAAAAAGAAGAAGAAGAAAACAAACAAGCAAACAAAAAAAACAGUCUUGUUUUGCC
Molecule: messenger RNA, 2671 nt
Organism: Pygocentrus nattereri (red-bellied piranha)
Lineage: Eukaryota; Metazoa; Chordata; Actinopteri; Characiformes; Serrasalmidae
Gene: olig3
Product: oligodendrocyte transcription factor 3
Exons: 1
Coding region: 187-1041 (284 amino acids)
Molecular function (GO): protein dimerization activity
Source: RefSeq, a predicted model, not a curated record